Molecule: messenger RNA, 981 nt
Organism: Thermothielavioides terrestris NRRL 8126
Lineage: Eukaryota; Fungi; Ascomycota; Sordariomycetes; Sordariales; Chaetomiaceae
Exons: 5
Coding region: 1-981 (326 amino acids)
Source: RefSeq, a predicted model, not a curated record
AUGGUCAAAAUCGCCGUUGCCGGCCCCGGCCCACUGACACAACUUGGCCUGACGGUAGAGGUCGCCCAUGAAAUCAUAGACGGUCUGGUUGCCACAGGAAAACACGACAUCCUCUUGCUGGCGCGGAAGGAUGCUACCCCUGAGCAGCUCAUCCCGGGUACCACCUGGGUCAAGGUUGACUACGAAGACCGCAAAGGCCUUGUGAAGACUCUCGAAGGGGUGCACACCGUUCUGUCAUUCAUCGCGGCCCAUCUGGACACGGACAACAAGUCCCAGAAGGCGCUGAUCGACGCCGCCAUCGAGGCUGGGGUCAAGCGGAUUGCCCCCAGCGAGUGGGCAGGCUCUGAUCUCACCGAUCUCGAUUGGUACAACAACAAGCUCGAGAUUCGCAAGUACUUGGAGGAGAAGAACAGGGAGAAGAAAGUGAUCGAGUACACCCUCUUCCAGCCCGGCUGGUUCCUCAACUACAUCGUCGGCAGCCGGAAGACGACCAAGCACAUCCCGACCGCUGCGGUGCCCGCCGUUUUGGUCGAUCACGAGCGCCUGCGGGCCCGGGUCGCGGGCGACCCGAACAACAGAAUCAGCUACACGGCGAUCCACGACCUGGUCAACAUCGUGGUGAAGGCGAUCGACUACGAGGGCGAGUGGCCCAGGGUCGGCGGCAUCAACGGCAACACCGUGUCCAUUGCCGAAGAGAUCGCCAUUGGCGAGAAGGUCAGGGGCAAACCGUAUCAGGUCGAAACACUCGACGUCGAGGAGGUCAAGGCGGGUGUUCUGAAGACGUCAUGGCUGCCCACCUUGGACCACUUCCCUGUGUCGGAGGCCGAGAGGGAAGUGUAUGCCAAGCUGUUGCUGCGCGGCAUCCUUCUUAACGUGGCCAACGGGACCGCUCCCGUCUCGGACGAGUGGAACCGCAUCUUUCCUGACUACAAGUUCACCACGGUUGAGGAGAUCUUGACCGAGCAGCUUGGCAAGGCGUGA